AUGGUGGUAGAAAUGUUCCAGGUGGAAGAUCUGUGCAAUAUCGGCCCCAGUGGUAGCUUUGCAGCUGGUGAGCCAAAAGUCCAUGGAGCAGAUAAGGGAAGUGAAGAUAAGGGAAGUGAAGAUAAGAGAAUUGAAGAUAAGGGUAGUGAAGAUAAGGGUAGUGAAGAUAAGAGAAGUGAAGAUAAGGGUAGUGAAGAUAAGGGAAGUGAAGAUAAGAGAAGUGAAGAUAAGAGACGUGAAGAUAAGAGAAGUGAAGAUAAUAGAAGUGAAGAUAAGAGAAGUGAAGAUAAGGGAAGUGAAGAUAAGGGAAGUGAAGAUAAGGGAAGUGAACAUAAGGGAAGUGAAGAUAAGAGAAGUGAAGAUAAGGGAAGUGAAGAUAAGGGAAGUGAAGAUAAGAGAAGUGAAGAUAAGAGAAGUGAAGAUAAGGGUAGUGAAGAUAAUAGAAGUGAAGAUAAGAGAAGUGAAGAUAAGGGAAGUGAAGAUAAGGGAAGUGAAGAUAAGGGAAGUGAAGAUAAGAGAAGUGAAGAUAAGGGAAGUGAAGAUAAUAGAAGUGAAGAUAAGGGAAGUGAAGAUAAGGGAAGUGAAGAUAAGGGAAGUGAAGAUAAGAGAAGUGAAGAUAAGGGAAGUGAAGAUAAGAGAAGUGAAGAUAAGGGAAGUGAAGAUAAGGGUAGUGAAGAUAAGAGAAGUGAAGAUAAGAGAAGUGAAGAUAAGGGAAGUGAAGAUAAGGGAAGUGAAGAAAAGAGAAGUGAAGAUAAGGGAAGUGAAGAUAAGGGAAGUGAAGAUAAGAGAAGUGAAGAUAAGAGAAGUGAAGAUAAGGGAAGUGAAGAUAAGGGAAGUGAAGAUAAGAGAAGUGAAGAUAAGGGAAGUGAAGAUAAUAGAAGUGAAGAUAAGGGAAGUGAAGAUAAUAGAAGUGAAGAUAAGAGAAGUGAAGAUAAGGGAAGUGAAGAUAAGAGAAGUGAAGAUAAGAGAAGUGAAGAUAAGGGAAGUGAAGAUAAGGGAAGUGAAGAUAAGGGAAGUGAAGAUAAGAGAAGUGAAGAUAAGGGAAGUGAAGAUAAGGGAAGUGAAGAUAAGAGAAGUGAAGAUAAGGGAAGUGAAGAUAAGGGAAGUGAAGAUAAGGGAAGUGAAGAUAAGGGAAGUGAAGAUAAGAGAAGUGAAGAUAAGGGAAGUGAAGAUAAGGGAAGUGAAGAUAAGAGAAGUGAAGAUAAGGGAAGUGAAGAUAAUAGAAGUGAAGAUAAGGGAAGUGAAGAUAAUAGAAGUGAAGAUAAGAGAAGUGAAGAUAAGGGAAGUGAAGAUAAGAGAAGUGAAGAUAAGAGAAGUGAAGAUAAGGGAAGUGAAGAUAAGAGAAGUGAAGAUAAGAGAAGUGAAGAUAAGGGAAGUGAAGAUAAUAGUAGUGAAGAUAAUAGAAGUGAAGAUAAGGGAAGUGAAGAUAAUAGAAGUGAAGAUAAGAGAAGUGAAGAUAAGGGAAGUGAAGAUAAGGGAAGUGAAGAUAAGAGAAGUGAAGAUAAGGGAAGUGAAGAUAAAGGAAGCGAAGAUAAGAGAAGUGAAGAUAAGGGAAGUGAAGAUAAGGGAAGUGAAGAUAAGAGAAGUGAAGAUAAGGGAAGUGAAGAUAAUAGAAGUGAAGAUAAGAGAAGUGAAGAAAAGGGAAGUGAAGAUAAGAGAAGUGAAGAUAAGGGAAGUGAAGAUAAGGGAAGUGAAGAUAAGGGAAGUGAAGAUAAGAGAAGUGAAGAUGAGGGAAGUGAAGAUAAAGGAAGCGAAGAUAAGAGAAGUGAAGAUAAGAGAAGUGAAGAUAAGGGAAGUGAAGAUAAGGGAAGUGAAGAUAAGAGAAGUGAAGUUAAGGGAAGUGAAGAUAAGAGAAGUGAAGAAAAGGGAAGUGAAGAAAAGGGAAGUGAAGAUAAGGGAAGUGAAGAUAAGGGAAGUGAAGAUAAGGGAAGUGAAGAUAAGAGAAGUGAAGAUAAGGGAAGUGAAGAUAAGGGAAGUGAAGAUAAGGGAAGUGAAGAUAAGGGUAGUGAAGAUAAGAGAAGUGAAGAUAAGAGAAGUGAAGAUAAGGGAAGUGAAGAUAAGGGAAGUGAAGAAAAGAGAAGUGAAGAUAAGGGAAGUGAAGAUAAGGGAAGUGAAGAUAAGAGAAGUGAAGAUAAGAGAAGUGAAGAUAAGGGAAGUGAAGAUAAGGGAAGUGAAGAUAAGAGAAGUGAAGAUAAGGGAAGUGAAGAUAAUAGAAGUGAAGAUAAGGGAAGUGAAGAUAAUAGAAGUGAAGAUAAGAGAAGUGAAGAUAAGGGAAGUGAAGAUAAGAGAAGUGAAGAUAAGAGAAGUGAAGAUAAGGGAAGUGAAGAUAAGGGAAGUGAAGAUAAGGGAAGUGAAGAUAAGAGAAGUGAAGAUAAGGGAAGUGAAGAUAAGGGAAGUGAAGAUAAGAGAAGUGAAGAUAAGGGAAGUGAAGAUAAGGGAAGUGAAGAUAAGGGAAGUGAAGAUAAGAGAAGUGAAGAUAAGGGAAGUGAAGAUAAGGGAAGUGAAGAUAAGAGAAGUGAAGAUAAGGGAAGUGAAGAUAAUAGAAGUGAAGAUAAGGGAAGUGAAGAUAAUAGAAGUGAAGAUAAGAGAAGUGAAGAUAAGGGAAGUGAAGAUAAGAGAAGUGAAGAUAAGAGAAGUGAAGAUAAGGGAAGUGAAGAUAAGAGAAGUGAAGAUAAGAGAAGUGAAGAUAAGGGAAGUGAAGAUAAUAGUAGUGAAGAUAAUAGAAGUGAAGAUAAGGGAAGUGAAGAUAAUAGAAGUGAAGAUAAGAGAAGUGAAGAUAAGGGAAGUGAAGAUAAGGGAAGUGAAGAUAAGAGAAGUGAAGAUAAGGGAAGUGAAGAUAAAGGAAGCGAAGAUAAGAGAAGUGAAGAUAAGGGAAGUGAAGAUAAGGGAAGUGAAGAUAAGAGAAGUGAAGAUAAGGGAAGUGAAGAUAAUAGAAGUGAAGAUAAGAGAAGUGAAGAUAAGGGAAGUGAAGAUAAGAGAAGUGAAGAUGAGGGAAGUGAAGAUAAAGGAAGCGAAGAUAAGAGAAGUGAAGAUAAGAGAAGUGAAGAUAAGGGAAGUGAAGAUAAGGGAAGUGAAGAUAAGGGAAGUGAAGAUAAGGGAAGUGAAGAUAAGAGAAGUGAAGAUGAGGGAAGUGAAGAUAAAGGAAGCGAAGAUAAGAGAAGUGAAGAUAAGAGAAGUGAAGAUAAGGGAAGUGAAGAUAAGGGAAGUGAAGAUAAGAGAAGUGAAGUUAAGGGAAGUGAAGAUAAGAGAAGUGAAGAAAAGGGAAGUGAAGAAAAGGGAAGUGAAGAUAAGGGAAGUGAAGAUAAGGGAAGUGAAGAUAAGGGAAGUGAAGAUAAGAGAAGUGAAGAUAAGGGAAGUGAAGAUAAGGGAAGUGAAGAUAAGAGAAGGGAAGUGAAGAGAAGUAAAGAGAAGAGAGGUGAAGAGAAGUGA
This is a messenger RNA of Bombina bombina (fire-bellied toad), 3429 nucleotides long. Its product is annotated as dentin sialophosphoprotein-like. The record is from RefSeq and is a predicted model, not a curated record. Lineage: Eukaryota; Metazoa; Chordata; Amphibia; Anura; Bombinatoridae. The coding region runs from base 1 to 3429 and encodes 1142 amino acids. The transcript has 2 exons.